Molecule: messenger RNA, 4139 nt
Organism: Xyrichtys novacula (pearly razorfish)
Lineage: Eukaryota; Metazoa; Chordata; Actinopteri; Labriformes; Labridae
Source: the annotation of a GenBank genome assembly
GAAGACGCUGACGUAAGCCACUCCCAGCCUACGUCCUGACGUAAGAAGGCGUGUCUAACAAAAGGACAGUGGGGACUCCACAAUGGGAGGUUUGUGUCUUUCUUUAACUGUAAAUAACCCUCUAAAUGUUUCCAGAUGCACAGCAUACAUGUAUUUUUAACUCGACUGUCUUUUACUUCAUUCAAAGUGGCGACUUGUUUUACAAUAUUGACAACCUAAGAGGUUUUCUCGCUGUUGGCAAAUGACAAUGUAACGUCUCAUUUCAAGCUUGUUGAGGUCUCUGAAAGUUUCCAAGUGUACACAUUCAACAGGGGCGAAAGCCUUAAAGCUACUUUUACAACUCACAAACAACGACCAAGUGUACAGAGUAGAAAGAGUUAUUUAUACAACAUUACUGUCCCUACAUGCCCCCGUAUUCCUCUCGUCUUUCAAGAACACUGCAGACAUUGUUAUGUUUAUGUCCCGUGUCAAAUGGAAACGCAACCUAUCACUCCACCGUGUAUGAAAGGGAAUAAGUCUUGUUUUUAAUCUUUCCUGUGGACAGACAGUUUUCAGGAGCAGCUGGUCGAGGACAGUGCCGUCCUCAGAGCUGACCGGAGACUUGACACGGAGCUGGUGGACAAACUCAUCCUGCAGCUGAACAGAAUCUACCCACAGAUCCUCACAGACAAAGAGGCCUCAAAAGUAAGUCCCUGUACACUUAUACAUCUCCUUACUUUUGGCCACAUGCAGCAAGCUGUAAACCCUUUUGGGUUAAAGUGCAAAUAGAACACACUUGGCCUAUUAUUAGAACAAAACAUCAGCUGCAAAGUCCCACAUGGAAAGUAUAUCAGAAAUAUCCACCAAACAGCACUAUGAGCCUGACAUACUGAAAUGAACUUGUGUAACAUGGAAAUAUUAGUUGUGUGUUAAUUUUAAGCAACAUUAAAUGCCUCAUAAGACAAGUUAUUAUUGCAGAAUUAACUUUAACAUCCAUGUGACUUCUUGCCCCAGAGCAUGAGUGGUUGUUAAGUAACUGUGUAGAAGAAGAAGAAAUGGUGCUUGUAAUUAGGGCUGGGCGAUAUAGGAAAAAUAUAGGUCGGCCAAACUAAGCAGUUCUUUGCUACUUGGUUCUAAUUCAGCACAUGAUUGGUUCAACACGGCGUGACCCGGAGCAACUCCCCUUUUUAUUGGCUAUUUAUAUAGUCUACCGAAACAUGGCAGAAUGCUGGCUAUCCUAUCUGGAUUUAGGAAAAUAAAUUUUCCUCAAUCCAAGGAAAAUGUUCAGCUUUUCCUGUCCAGGCAAGCUGCACUGGCUAGCAUCCAAAUCCAUCCAUCCAAACUAGCGAAAUCCACUAUACUGUGAUGAUAAUUGUCAUUUUCUAACCAGUUUCGAAACUUGGAUGUGCCAACAAGCGUCCGCCUUGGUGAGCUCCUGACACACCUGCAGGGGAAAGGAGAGGAAGCAUGUCGGGAGUUCUACAGAGCUCUUCACUUGCAUGUCGAGGAUGUGUACUACAGUUUGCCUACACGAUUGCGCCUCAGAGGUCAGUCUCCAAAAUCAUUUUGACCAGAGUUAUAUGCUUGUUAAUUAUGAGAUAUUACAUGAUAGAUGAAAGUACAUAUUCCCGCAUUAUUCUAAAUCCUAAAAUGUAUCUGUGUUGCCUCCAGAUUCUAUGGAUCCGCUCACACAUCCUCAAAUGUAUAAUCAGAGAUAUGUUCUGAACGACAGAGGUAAGAGGCAUCUGUGUGCAAACUUACAUUCAGUGUAAGCUGUUGUUUAAUGUGGACUGGUCAGAGUGGUUAAAAGUUACAUGUUACAAGUUUGUACAAGGCUAGUAGAGAUGCAUUCACCAGAUAUAAUAUCUGUUGGCCGUUUUUUUUUCUUUUCUGUCAUUUUUACCCUUUUCCAGAGCCCCUCUUUUUCAUGGGCUGUUUCGGUGUUGCAGUGGGAAUGGCUUUACUCUAUUACUACAGUGGUAAGUAGCUUUCCUGUCUGGAAUUUAAUAUUGUAAUACAAAGGUAUCAAUGGCACUUAAAGCUUUUUUGCAGGUUUUUACUUUGACUUAAAAAGGGUCUGUAUUUUACAGAGGCCAAACUGUCAGGAGGAAGUCGUGCCCUCGGGAUGGCUGCUUUGGGCUUAAAGAAAAAGGCUCAGGAGGUUCUGAUCUGGUACACUGAAGAAAGCCUCAUGAAGUGAGAUGUUACUUCACCCAAGGUGCUUUAGUAGUAAUGCUCCUCUGAAUGCCACCUGCACCAAAGCACAGCACAGUAUAUCUCUGAAGAUGUACAGUGCUCAUUUUGUACUUAGAUUUUUAUUUAUUUAACAUUUGAGGUUAGGAAGACAGAGAGAGUGGGGCCUCAUUUGGUGCUAAGUUCUCCAUAUGUUGAUACCCUUUUAUUAGAAGAAAAGAGGGUUAAAUCCAUGCAAGGAUGAUUGAAGUGAAAUUAUCAACAAGCUUCAACACAGAUUUUCAAAAUAGGCAUAAGUGACUUUAUCAACAGAACUGAACAAGCAAAAUAUCAAGCUUAGAGAUUCAGCUCACAUGUUUUAUCAUUGAAGCAUUUAUUAUUACUUCUCACAGCCAUACAGUACUUAUCCUUGCCUUACUUGCACUUUGGUGCAAAGACUCAGGCCUGAUUUUUUUUUAAAUGUUCUUUUUUUCAUCUUGGGUGCACCUUGUAUUUCAUAUACAUUUUCAACAAAAAAGUCUUUCUCAUCUGCUCUGUGUUGCCAAAAUAAUUUGAAAAACAAAUCAGUGAAUGUAAACAGGCAGACAGAAGUCGAUUGAUACCGUCGCCUCUCGAUGGGGCAUUACUGUCCUCUGGUGGUUAAAAGGGAUACUAUCAAACAUGGCACGUUUUUGUCUCGUAAGUGCCUCCUGGAGCCGUGCUAUACCAUAAUAUACUUUCAGAAAAGAGCGUUAUAUCGUCUAGAAACCUGUUUGUAGAGCCACGUGCGUUAAAUAUGAACCGCAUCGAGGUUAAUAAAACUGAAGUAUUCUUUGUGAUCACGUGACUGCCCGUACCAAUGAUAUUUUGCUUUCUCGUCGUGAGGCAUCAUGGGUAGGGUAACUCCCAAAGCAAAAACACAACAGUCGGUUACAGAUUGUUUAAAAUAAUAAAACUAGAAUGUUUUGAUUCAGAGUGAUACGUUUGUAAAUUCUCUGUAUAGUGUUAUAAGUACACAGUAGUCGCACCAUGGGUGAAACUGCUGGUUAAUAAUGCUCGGUACAUAUAAAGGUGUUCCCAAUGGUCUAAUUGUGUUGUAUGAAAGGAGAGAAGGUUAGCACUCCCCUUGACAAGGAUGGAAAUGGCCCCUGUGGCCUUCAACACAUAUACGGUUAAGGCAUUGCCACUUACUUCGUGGCAUCUCUAACCAAGUUUUUUUCAGGUGUGUAUUAUUCCUGCGUGUCUUUCUUGGUUGCCUUUCUUUAUCCUUAUCUGCCUCAAAUAGUUUUCUGCUUCUUACCAUUACUCAGACGCGAUGUUCCCAUGUCUCUGUUUCCUCUGGGUUGGGCAGGGUGGAAAUUUUUAUAUUUCCUGUUGCCCUCUAGCUUGUAGUCCCCUGUUAGUAAGUGUUACGCAGAGGACGACUAGAAAUGUAGAAGUUUGUGGUUUCAUCUGAGAGAAGAAGAGAGGGUUCAGUUCCAGCUGUUUAUAUUGUAUCCUGAUGUGUAGCUAUGAGCUUUUCUUUUGACUGUGCCUUUUUGUUGACAUGACAGUAAUGAGCUUGUACCUGGUAAAGUUAUUUAAUGCCUCUAAAGACAUCAACUGAUAUAUAUCUGCAUGAUCUAAUGGUAUUUCUCAGGCUGUUUGUAUACAAAUCUAUAUAACUGUAUAACACAGAGAAGGGCUCUGAUCAUAACAAACAUGCAUUAAUGGUGCUUUGUCUAAUUGUAAUUUUUAAUGGUUUGGUGGUUGUUCUUUAUUAGACCAGAAGUCAAUAAGUUACAAGUUUUGACUGUAUCCUAUCAUGAAAUUUUGACUCUUCAUACUGAUGUUUGUUAAUGCCUUCAGUUUGUCACAUCCUCUACCAACUAUGAAGUGUAAAAAACGCCUUUAAUGUUCAAGUGCCAUCAAUUUGACAAUGCAGACUUUUCUAUGUCCACAAACAGAACACGCAUGAUAAGAUUAAAAAGUACAAUUACCACAUCAGA